Molecule: messenger RNA, 3018 nt
Organism: Colletotrichum scovillei
Lineage: Eukaryota; Fungi; Ascomycota; Sordariomycetes; Glomerellales; Glomerellaceae
Exons: 7
Coding region: 1-3018 (1005 amino acids)
Source: RefSeq, a predicted model, not a curated record
AUGGACGAAAAUGAUGGCCAUGGCGGCCUGUCACUGAGCGAUGUAGCUCACUCGAAGUUGGACCGUGCCAAGACGGGUACAGUGCCUCUCAAGCUCAGAGAGACGACUACCAAGACCACCGAGCUACUUGGUAACCUCAAGAUAUCCUUGGACAGCAUGUCCGAUUUCAAGAGGACCAAAUGGUGGUGUGAGAUGAUUGACCAACUUCAAAAGAAAUCGGGUAUGCCGCGCAUCGUCAUUGGUGUUCUGGGUGACACUGGAUCCGGAAAGAGCUCUGCAAUCAAUGCUGUUCUGGAUGAGGAAAGAGUUGUCCCUACCAACUGCAUGCGGGCCUGUACGGCUGUCAUCACCGAAAUCUCGUGGAACAACUCCGACGAUCCGACGCAGAAGUAUCGUGCAGAGAUCGACUUCAUUACCCAAGGAGAAUGGACGCAGGAGCUCCUUCAGCUCUAUAGAGACCUCUUCGACUCCGAGGGCAGACUACUCUCGACGGACAUUCGCAACCCUGAUAGUGAGGCUGGUUCUGCAUACGCUACUUUGCGCGCUGUUUAUCCUCAACUUAAUGAUGAGGAGUUCGAACAGAGCCAUCCCACAGCGCUUGCCAACCACCCGAGUAUCAAAGAGGUGAUUGGUGCAAAGAUGGUUGUUGCAGACAGCGAUCCCGACAAAUUCUACACCAAAAUUCAAUCGUUUGUGGAUUCGGAGGAGAAAAGCAGCGGCUCUAAUGGCAGGCCUCAGGAACGCAAGAUGGCGUUUUGGCCUCUGAUCAGGGUUGUUCGUGUCUUCUUGAAGUCAGAGAUUCUAUCCACCGGUGUUGUUCUAGUGGAUUUGCCCGGAGGACGGGAUUCGAACAGUACUCGAGCCGCAGUGGCGGCCAAGUACAUCAAAGAGUGUACUAGACUGUGGGUAGUCGCGCCGAUCAAUCGUGCUGUUGACGAUAAGACGGCAAAGACUCUCAUGGGCACCAACUUCAAGCAGCAGCUCAAGUACGACGGUGCAUACUCCAGUAUCACCUUCAUCUGUACGAAGGCGGACGAUAUCGCCCUUGAUGAAGCAGCCGAAACUCUUGGCGUGAAGGGUGUCAUUCGAGACCAGCAAGAGCGAUAUGAGACUUUGCAGCCUGAGAUCAACUCAAAGAAGAAGCAGUUGAAGAUGUUGGAGUCUCAGAAGAGAGGCAAUCAUGCCCACUACAAGGCGAUCAGCACUGAACACGACCUCUGGCAGGGAAUCGAGCUACAGGCCGCGCGUGGCGAGAGACCUUUCACGCCUUACAAGUCACCUCGCAAGCGCAAGCGCCGGGCCAGAAACUCAUCGGCUGAGGCCACGCAGCUCAAGGGGGACGUGGAGUCAAGCGACACAGAAGAAAGUGACGACGAGGAUGAACUUGCGAGGGAUCUGGAUGACUCCGGCAAUCAGCGUGAAGUUGUGUCAGCCGAAGAUGCACUUGCAAAAGUCAACGAGCUCAAGGAGCUCAAGAAGGCUAUGCGCAAUCAGAAGCAUCAGCUUGUUGAGCAGAUCAACCAGCUCAAAGAGACCAUCGACAAUCUGGUGGCCGCGCGAACACAGCUCAAAGUCAGCAUGUAUCAUAUGUGUAUCCAGGGCCGGAAUAUGUAUUCUCGCGAAGAGAUCCAGAAAGACUUCGGCAUUGGUCUUCGCGAACUAGAUGACGAGCUCAUCGCGGAGCAGCAGGGUGAUGACGCAUCACAAAACAUCCAGGAGUCUACCAAUUAUGAACAGAUCGGCAGAGAGUUAGCCGUCUUCUGCAUCAGUAGCCGCGGAUACCAGCAGCUGAGAGGCCGGAUGAAGAAGGACACUCAGGUUUUGGGAUUCACCUCCUUGGAUGACACCGAGGUCCCGGGUCUUCGAAAUCACACCCUUUCCCUAACUGCUGACAUCCAAGCCUGCUACUUCAAGAGCCAUUUGAACGACAUCGGCCGUGUGCUCCAAGGACUAGAUCUCUUUCUCGCCGGUGACGAGGCCAGUCUCAAGCUCUCAGAAGCCGAGAGAAAGGAGGAAUGUCAAUUUCUGAAGACGACCUUGAAGAACUUGUACAAGAACCUGAAGAAGGACAUGGCCGAAUGCAUGAGCGCUUGUCAGAAGGCUGUUCAAGGCACAUUGGUGCGCGCGCCGCAAGGCGCCAGCAACGCAUCUGCAAAGGCGGUUGCUACUGUCCGCAGCUGGGGCGCGGAUCCCAAGGCUGGGGGCCUUCGCUUCCCGACCUAUCGAGCCACUUGCCGUCGCCGUGGCAUAUUCAAGGGCGCUGCCGGCCCUCGCGAUUUCAACGAAGAACUUUUGAAGCCUCUCAAGAAUCGCGUGGCUCACAGUUGGAAUACAAGCUUCAACGUCAAGCUGCCUGCAAUUCUGGAUGAUUUCGCUGCAGCUUUCAAGGCGCAUAUUGACGAGUUCCAUAGAACUAUGGAGAGUCGCCGUUUUCUUCUUGAGAACAGUGGUCUGGUUCAAGGCAUUUUUGCUAAGCAGGUGACCAGAUUGGCCGAUAAGCUUGAAGGCUCCACGAAAAACAAGAAGCUGUUCGUCGCCGACAGCCAGAAAGAGGCUAAUCGCUGCUUCGUUCCUGUGGUUUCCGAUGCCAUGCGCCCGGCCUACGACUACUGCGCCCAGCAGAGAGGCGCCGGCUGCUUCUUUGUCAUCAAGGACUACAUGGAGACUCACGUCAAGACCCAGCGGGCGACCAUGUUCAAGAAGGCCGCAGACAAGACGUCUGAUGCGGCGCAGCUGAUUAUGAAGCGUCUGGACACGAUGAUCCGCGACGAGGCCAAAGGCCUUCUGGCUAUCGUCGAGCAGGACUACACCACCCUCAUCGGAACGGUGGCGACCGAGUCAGACAAGCGUGUUCAGAAGAUGCUGAAGCCCGUUCUCACUAAGUUCUACCGGGAGCUCAUCGAUGCCCUGACUCUCAUUGAGGAGGAGAUCGUCAUUCCCAUUGCUGAAGUCGAGACUAAGCCGGGCGGUAACGGAAGUGAUGAUGAAUACCAGCUCGAUGAGGACAUUGUUCAUUGA